AUGGCUCGCAUCACCGGCUUCCUUGCCGUUCGGACCGCCAUUACUCUUCUAAUUGCUUCCCCCUCUAUCGUCUCAGCAGCAGCCGUCCCAGAGUCUGUCGAUGUCGUCGUCGUAGGCGCUGGUCUUGCUGGCCUCACCGCGGCACGAGAUCUCCUGGCUGCAGGCAAGACGGUGAGGGUCCUCGAAGCUCGCGAUCGAGUCGGCGGCAAAGUCCACAACGCAAAGUUGAAGAAUGGUGGUGUCACUGAAGUUGGUGCAGAAUUUGUUGGUCCCACCCAGGAUCAUGUUUUCAAGAUGAUCUCAGACUUGGGUCUGGAGACGUUCAAGACUUACAGUGAGGGUGAUUCGGUCUUGUGGCGCAAUGGCACGCGACUGGUAUACACACCAGACCCAGCUCUUGGCGGCUCACCGCCUGUUGCACAAGAGGCACUAAUCCAGAUCGCGGGUGUGCAGCAAAAACUCAACGAAUGGACCGGCAAGAUCGAUGUCAAUGCUCCAUGGAACGAUUCCAAUGCCGCCGAAUGGGACAAGAUGUCCUUCCAAGACUUCCUCAACGCAAACGCACCUCAUCCGGAUGCACAACUGGUCCUGACUUCCGCAUGCAAAGGCAUCUUCUCCGCCGAACCUCGCGACAUUUCCCUACUUUAUCUCAUCGCCUACAUUGCAUCUGGUGGUAAUGAGACCACAAGGGGAACCCUCGCAUCGGUUAUCGCUGUCCAAAAUGGUGCUCAAGAGUCUCGUGUUGUGGGCGGCACAGGACUGAUUCCCGAGCGUCUCGCUGAAAAGGUCGGCAGCAAACAUAUCACACUCAACGCUGCAGUCUCCAGCAUCAAGAAGACGCCCACAGGCUAUGUUGUCGAAUCAUGCGCGGGUAGUGUGCAGGCCAACAGGGUGGUCGUCGCCAUGCCUCCGCCACUACUCAAGCGUAUCGCUUUCUCUCCUGCCCUUCCCCAAGCUCGACAAAACCUCAUCGACGGUCUCAAGCUUCCUGCAAUCGGCAAGGGAAUCGCAGUUUACAAGACCCCUUUCUGGCGCACCACCGAGAAGCUUGAUGGCCAAGUCGUAUCAGAUAGCGGCUCCGUCAAGGUCACAUUCGAUAGCUCAGAAUCCGACGGCAAAUUUGGCGCCAUCCUGGGAUUCAUUCUCGGUGACGAGAUGCGUGCGCUUGACAAACUACCUGCUGAGCAAGCGCAAAAGAUGAUUACCUCAGACUACGUCAGAUACUUUGGCUCACAGGCAGCAGACACAACUGAGUUUGUGCUGCAGCGCUGGGACUUGGAGGAAUUCAGCAAGGGUGGACCGGUUGCGGUCGCACCGCCAGGUGGUGUGCUGAGCAAGAAUGGGCAUGCACUGCGCGAGGCAGUUGAUGGCAUUCACUUUGCGGGAACUGAGACGAGCGUUUACUGGACCGGGUAUAUGGAUGGUGCUAUUCGUAGUGGUGAGCGAGUUGCAAAGGAGAUCUUGGGACACUGAGAAGAAGUAUGAAGUGAAUUUUGAGGCUGUACAUGAGACCUGAUUCUGUCUCUCACAUUG
This is a messenger RNA of Parastagonospora nodorum SN15, 1533 nucleotides long. RefSeq lists its product as hypothetical. The transcript has a single exon. Gene Ontology annotation, molecular function: oxidoreductase activity. The record is from RefSeq and is a predicted model, not a curated record. Lineage: Eukaryota; Fungi; Ascomycota; Dothideomycetes; Pleosporales; Phaeosphaeriaceae. The coding region runs from base 1 to 1473 and encodes 490 amino acids.